AUGACUUUGAAAGUCUUACUGUUGCUCCUUGUAGUAACACAAAUGCGCUCUUCUGACGCUUUUGGCUUACAAAAGGUGUGUAACUUACUUGGUCAUUGUACAACUACAACGGUGGCGCCGAUAGUAGCACCGACCGGACCCGCCACUUAUACAAUAACGGUAAGCCCUACAAGUCCAACUACUCCACCGACUCCGCCAUCGCCAACAUCUACUUCACCAACUUCGCCAACAUCACCAACUUCGCCGACAUCACCAACAGCGACAGCAACGACCGCUGGUUAA
Bactrocera dorsalis (oriental fruit fly) is the source of this 282-nucleotide messenger RNA. RefSeq lists its product as uncharacterized. Bases 1 to 282 code for a protein of 93 amino acids. Lineage: Eukaryota; Metazoa; Arthropoda; Insecta; Diptera; Tephritidae. The record is from RefSeq and is a predicted model, not a curated record. The transcript has a single exon.